UUUGAAAAUGAGAUGAUAGCAUUCUUAUUCAAUUUCAAGCGUCCCGAGCUUCGAUCCAAAUCUUCAAUACCCACUCGGAUGAUCUUGAAAACGAAUGCGUUUCUUCUCUACCCAAUCACAACGAAAUGAUUUGCUCUGUAUCUCUACUUCACGUUCCCCCUCUUCCCCAAAGAGCCUCUCCCACUCCAAAUCCGAUCACCCAUCUUCUCCACAACUUCUCCUCCCCGUUUGAGCUGAAGCAAGUCCACGCCCAUCUCCUCAAAACCAAUUCUCCCCUCUCUUCCCUCCCACUUUCACGGGUAGCUUCCGUUUGUGCUCUGAAUUCGAGUUUCUCCUACGCCAAGCUAAUCUUUGAGCUCGUGGACGCAUCCCAAGUCGCCCUCUGGAACACUUGUUUGAGGUCUUUGGCCGAGGGAGAUUCCCCAGUUGAUGCCAUUUCACUUUUUUAUCGUUUGCGUGAGUUUGAUGUUUGCCCUGAUAAUUAUACUUGUUCGUUUGUUUUGAAAGCGUGUUCUCGGUUGUUGGAUGUUAGGAAUGGUAGGAUUGUUCAUGGGUAUGUAGAGAAACUUGGAUUGCAAUCGAAUAUGUUUUUGCUGAAUAUGAUUGUUCAUUUGUAUGCUUUGUGUGGCGAAAUGGGUGUUGCAAGGAUGGUGUUUGAUAAAAUGCCGCAAAGGGAUGUGAUAACGUGGAAUAUUAUGAUUGCCCAAUUGGUUAAAAGAGGUGAUAUCGAGGGUGCGUAUAAGUUGUUUGUUGAAAUGCCUGAGAGGAAUGUGAGGUCGUGGACUUCGAUGAUUGGUGGAUAUGCCCAAUGUGGGAAGCCCAAGGAGGCCGUCGAUCUGUUUUUGGAGAUGGAAGAAGCUGGUUUAUUGCCUAAUGAAGUGACGGUGGUGGCUGUUCUUGUAGCUUGUGCUGAUAUGGGGAACCUGGAUUUGGGGAAGAGAAUACAUGACUUCUCUAACCGAAUUGGCUAUCAUAAAAACAUUCGUGUUUGUAACACUUUGAUUGAUAUGUAUGCAAAGUGUGGGUGCUUGGAUGAUGCCUAUAGGAUCUUCAACGACAUGGAAGAACGCACGGUCGUUUCCUGGUCGGCUAUGAUCGUGGGACUCGCAGCCCAUGGACAGGCCGAGGAGGCUCUUGCAUUCUUCAAUAAAAUGAUAAACACAGGCAUGAAGCCCAAUGCAGUGACUUUCAUUGGUAUCUUACAUGCCUGCAGCCACAUGGGAAUUGUUGGGAAAGGCCGUAAAUAUUUUGCUAGCAUGACUAAGGAUUAUGGGAUAAUUCCUAGGAUUGAGCACUAUGGUUGUAUGGUUGAUCUUUUCAGCCGAGCAGGGCUGCUACAAGAGGCUCAUGAGUUCAUCAUGAACAUGCCUAUUGCACCCAAUGGUGUUGUUUGGGGAGCCCUCCUUGGUGGUUGCAAAGUUCACAAAAACAUAAAAUUAGCCGAAGAAGCCACCCGUCACCUCUCGGAAUUGGAUCCGCUAAACGAUGGAUACUAUGUGGUCCUAUCGAACAUCUACGCAGAAGCAGGAAGAUGGGAGGAUGUAGCCCGAGUGAGGAAGUUGAUGAGAGACAGAGGAGUAAAAAAGACUCCUGGCUGGAGUUCAAUCAUGGUAGAAGGAAUGGUUCACAAUUUUGUUGCAGGGGACGAGACCCAUCCUCAAACCGAGGAGAUAUACAAGACAUGGGAGAAGUUGCUCGAGCGAAUGAAGCUCGAAGGAUACGUGCCCAACACCUCGGUGGUGUUGCUCGACAUGGAAGAUGAUCAAAAAGAGAAGUAUUUGUUUCGACAUAGUGAGAAGUUAGCAGUAGUCUUCGGGUUAAUCAAGACGGGACCUGGAACUGUUAUUAGAAUCAUGAAGAAUCUACGAGUCUGCGAGGAUUGCCAUGCCGCUCUAAAGAUCAUAUCAGUUGUUAGUACCAGAGAAAUAGUUGUUCGGGAUAGAAAUCGAUUUCAUUGUUUCAAAAACGGUUCUUGUUCUUGUGGCGAUUACUGGUAGUUGUAGUUGAGAUAAAUGAUUUGUGAACUAA
Molecule: messenger RNA, 2028 nt
Organism: Cucurbita pepo subsp. pepo (vegetable marrow)
Lineage: Eukaryota; Viridiplantae; Streptophyta; Magnoliopsida; Cucurbitales; Cucurbitaceae
Product: pentatricopeptide repeat-containing protein At5g66520
Biological process (GO): RNA modification
Molecular function (GO): RNA binding; protein binding; zinc ion binding
Source: RefSeq, a predicted model, not a curated record